Molecule: messenger RNA, 862 nt
Organism: Eupeodes corollae
Lineage: Eukaryota; Metazoa; Arthropoda; Insecta; Diptera; Syrphidae
Gene: CHOp24
Product: transmembrane emp24 domain-containing protein 2
Exons: 3
Coding region: 110-733 (207 amino acids)
Biological process (GO): intracellular protein transport; endoplasmic reticulum to Golgi vesicle-mediated transport; Golgi organization
Cellular component (GO): COPII-coated ER to Golgi transport vesicle; endoplasmic reticulum-Golgi intermediate compartment; endoplasmic reticulum
Source: RefSeq, a predicted model, not a curated record
UAUUUUUUGACACAAUACGUGGCCUCUGCACCACAUAACGAAUACGAAAUUAUUUAUCAAACAGAAACAAGUCCUCCUGAGAAAAAUAUCUAAAGAUAUUUGCGUGAAAAUGAACUUCUCUGUGUAUUUUACAUUAUUCAGCAUAUUAUUUGUUCAACUGCUGGACAAGACUUAUUCUUUCAUCGUCACAGUCGAUGCACACAGUGAAGAAUGCUUCUUUGAAAAAGCCGAAAGCGGCACAAAACUAGGAGUCACGUUUGAAGUUAUUGAGGGUGGCUUUCUAGAUGUCGACAUCAAAAUCAUUGAUCCAAACCAGAAUAUUAUCCACCAGAGUGAAAAGGAAUCCUCUGGCAAGCUUAGCUUCUCGGCUCACAAUUCUGGGGUCCAUACUGUUUGCUUUAACAACGAGAAGUCGAGUAUGACCCCGAAGGUGGUCAUGUUCACAAUCGAUGUAGGUGAGCCCGCCCAGAGGUCUCCUGGUGCUCCUGGUGAAGAUGAAGUCGGCCACACCAAGUUGGAGGAUAUGAUUAGAGAGUUGUCCGGAACUCUAACUAGCGUGAAACAUGAACAAGAGUACAUGCACGUACGUGACAAGAUUCAUCGCUCGGUCAACGAGAGCACAAACUCCCGCGUGGUUAUGUGGUCGACAUUUGAGGCACUCGUUCUGGUCAUUAUGACCGUUGGGCAAGUGUACUACCUUAAGCGUUUCUUCGAAGUCAAGCGUGUUGUAUAAAUUAUCAAACCUCAUGUUUUCUCAUAUUAUUUAGAUUAUUAUUUUUUUUUUUUUCAUACACAAAAAACAAACAAACAUCGGAUUGCAAAUUGGUUAAAAUAAAAUUCCAAAUUUAGUGCGAAAUCAAAA